Molecule: messenger RNA, 1251 nt
Organism: Knipowitschia caucasica
Lineage: Eukaryota; Metazoa; Chordata; Actinopteri; Gobiiformes; Gobiidae
Source: the annotation of a GenBank genome assembly
AUGGAUGAAACCGUGCGUUCCUGGAGCUGGCCGUAUCUUAGGGUAGCCACACGGAGAGCUGCACAUUCUCCUCAUUUACUUGGAUUCAUUUCUGGUUGUGGAAAGAUGGAGACUUUUGUAUUCUUAUUCUCAUUCACUGCUUUGGGCGUUCUGUACGCCAUGAACGUCACACCUGAAUUUCAAGAGCCUUUUGUGAUCUUGGAGAUUGGUGUGGCUGUACUGGUUGUAGUGUUGCUGUUUUAUUUCCUCAUCACUCGCGGUAACCCACCCAAAGACCUCUUAUUUUUUGUUUUUGCAGAGUUUUGCUUCACUUGUGUCAUUGACCUGGUCAGUGCCUUGGAAUACGAUGGCAUCAUUUCCGGAUUCAUGGAGUUCUACCAGAAAACAGGUGAGCCAUAUCUGGGAACGUCCUAUGCCAUUAUGAUGUGCUACUGGGAUGGUAUCGCACACUUCAUCAUGUACUUGAUAAUGAUCAGCCGGAUAACAGACAGGAAGGCGUAUCGUACUGUUGGCUUGUUCUGGGCCGGCUCUCUCUGCGCCAACAUGAGCGUGUUUAUUUCGGGCAUUGUGUCAGGAAAGUAUGGCUCCGAGAUUCGUCCAGCAUUUUGGCUCAAUUUUGUCUUUCUUCUCAUGCCCAUUUUUGGAGCGAUUGCACUAUUUAAUCGGCCCAAGGAGAGACCACUCACUGGCGGAUAUAAUGCCCAACAAGCACAGUCUAUGAAGCUGAUCUGGCGUCCCCAAGACCUUCUUCUCGUGGUGCUUCUGUUGGCAGCCAUUGCAUUUACCAUUGUCAGAGGUUUGGUGGCCCUCGAUGCCCCUCUGGAAAUCUGCUCGACCUACCUGCGGCAGUACGAGCCCUACCUCAAGGACCCCGCAGGCUUCCCCAGAGUUAUGAUGCUGCACCAGUUUUUCUAUGGGCUGCCUCUGCUUGGUGCGUUCGUUUAUGGACUGCUUAAGCCCGGCUGCACCUGGAUGUCAGACUGGACCAUUUUCUUUGCUGGAGCCAUGACCCAGUGCCAGUGGGCUCAUAUUGGAGGGUCUCUGCACCCGCGCACCACAGCCCCCUUCCAUAUCCCCAGUGACGCGCUGUGCCUGGUGCUGGCAGCUAAUAUGCUCUAUGCACUCACUCCCAUCCUGGUGGCCUUAAGGGUGCGGAGUAACCCCUAUUUCUUCCUGAAGAUCGCUCCAUUUCCUGGACAGACAGGUCUGCCCAACAGUGAGGAGAAAGACACCAAAUAUAAAGAGAAAUGA